AUAUAUCACCAACUCUGCGAAGGGAUCUUUCAAUGCUAAAUUGGUUCAGAUUGACAGCCGUUGAUUGGACAGCAGUCUACACACACGUCAUCCGAACCAGCUUUUUUACAAGCGAGCGGCGGCGAGGUGUGCUCGUGCUCGAAGCUGCUGGGUCGCGUGCUUUCUCGCACACGGUGGCGUCCGCCACAGCUCACCCCACCCAUAAAGGUUGUAGAAGCACGCAUCCGCCUAGCGAACCAUUCGGCCGAUGGCUUCUCCCCACGGAAGCGGAGGAGGAGGCACAGGCCAGCCACAUAGCGGCACCACAUCCAGCAGCAGUUCGUGGGAUCAUGCUGCGACUGCCGGUCCCCACCCUGCACCCGGAGAGCUCGAGCGCGAACACCUUGUCUCUCACGCGAUCAACGGACAGGAGAUGGUGGAUACCUUCCAGCAAGCAGCAGCGUCGCAGCAAGGCUCUAGCAGCACUUGCCAUCAACCCCACGCGUGGAAUUCCAGCUCAACGGCCGGCCCCGACAACGUUUCGCGCAAUUUUCUUGGUGCCGGGGAUGAGGGCGGGAGCCAACAACAGACCCAACCAAGCGCCUGCGAUGCCGUCCCGACUAGUAUCAACGGCGGUAUACCUCGGGUGGAGCUCAGCAGCAGCUCGCGUGGAGUGGGACUCCACAACCCGCAGCAUCUGGGGUGGAUGCAGACAAGGGCGUAUCAACACGGCCAUUCAUCACAUAACGGCCUUACCGCUGCUGUCAUGGCAUCGCAGCAGCCAUCGCAGGCGCCAAGGGCGGUGGGGACGUUUGUGGGUAUGCCCGAUGGCACAGAUGCUGGAAUGGCAGCACCGCAUGCUGUGCGUGUGCCUCUCUCCUCUGCUCUUGGGCAGGCAGGUGCGACGGAACUCGAAAAUUUCGGAAUUGCGGGAAUGGGCGCAUCGGGGGUUGGAGCUCGGGGCGGGCAAGGGGCGGCGUGGGAAGGAUCGGCGUGGGAAGGAUCGGGAGCAGCGGGAUCGGGAGCAGCGGGAGGAUUGGUGGCUUCAUCCGUUGCUGCUUCUCUGCAUUUUUCGGCGCAGGCGGCCGGUGGGGUGGUGAUCCAGCCACCUCUCCCAGCGGACAGUGGCGCACGUGAUGAACUUGAUGCGCCACUGCCUCUGUUUGCAGCACCCGGUGGCGACGGAGCCGGCGACGAGGAAGAGGAGGAAGAAGAUGACAGCGUUGCUGACAGGGCCCCGAUCGCGAUCUCCAUACCAGAUGGGUUCUCUCUGAAGGCACGCAGCUGGUGCUGUGGGAGAAGUGAAACGAUUCGGUCUAUAUGCAGCAAGUGCAAUGCCCGAUGGCAUUGCCACAUCUCCCAUGGGUUCAUCGAUAUGGACAAAGAUCGCUUCAUCUGCUGUUUUUGCGACGGGGGGGGUCGGACUCAGUCGGGAUGUAAAUGUAAAAGGCACUCGGAAAACUUGAGGGUCAGGGCCAAUUCCGCAAGACGCGCACAAGACGGAAUCGUACGACGGAGCGCCGUUGAGAGAACGGCGACGCGGCGGAAGCCAGCGACCAGCGCUUUCAAGCUCCCGGUCCAGCUCGACCCCCUGGUCGCAGGAGAUAGCUCCAGCGGGGGGCUAAAGGCGGUGUACUCUGUUUCCACGACCGCUCGGGGUGACCGCUACACCGUCAUCACGAACUUCGACCCCCAGCAGCCUGGCAGCUACAAGAUUGUCUGCUGCAACAACGAAUGCACCUCCACUGUCCACGCGCAGGAACCCGACCUCGCUGAAAACGUUCAGCGAAGGGCCGUCGCCCGGUGUGAGCACACCAUCGUAGUCGUUGGAAGCGAGACGGUCCCAGUUAUGACGGCAGACAUUCCUGACGCCGAGCCUGUCGUCUUCGGUAAGGAUGGAGAAGGCUUCGAAGCCGUGGCUAACCAAGCAGCGAACGAGCUGAAGCUGGGGUGAAGCGGUCUGGAGAACGUUUUGCGAAUGGCGGCGAUCGCCGAGGGGCAUGGGAUGCCGUUGUUGGUGCGCUUCGGCGAGACCAGGAGCUACGCCGUGUACCAUCCAGGGCACCGAUCUAUUGCUGAAGGCUGGGCGGUGGUGUUGUGCGAAGUCGACCUGCAAGGUGGAGCUGGUGGUGCACGAACGAGCAGGAGGACACCCACGAAGAAGAGUUCCCAAAGUUUCCGAUGCAAGGCUAACGGAGCGACGCCAUGCGGUGUAGCGAGGAAGUCUACGCGUGGC
Messenger RNA from Ectocarpus sp. CCAP 1310/34, 2215 nucleotides. NCBI's taxonomy places the organism in Eukaryota, Phaeophyceae, Ectocarpales, Ectocarpaceae. The record is from the annotation of a GenBank genome assembly.